UUCAUUAUUUAAAUCGAAUUCUACGGCGCAGAGUCAUAAAAGUUAAUUCAACCGUUUGGAUUACUACGAUACAGAACUCAGCUGAGUUUUAUUGUUUGUUCAAGUGAUUUAGUUGAAAACAUGUUAUCGAAGAUAUGGAUUGUAUGCGCUUUGCUGUCGAUAGCUUUUGCAAGUUAUUACGAAGAACACAAUGAGCUCCACGAGCCGAAACCAUAUCACUUUGGAUAUGAAGCCAAAGGAAAACAUGGUUCUCACUACCAUAAAGAGGCAGGAGAUGGCCACGGUACCGUUCAUGGAAGUUAUGGCUACACUGAUGAGAAGGGAGUCUACCGAGAAGUGAUAUAUGUAGCUGACCAUAAAGGUUUCAGAGCUGAGGUGAAAACCAACGAACCAGGAACGACAAAUCAGAAUCCUGCACAUGUUCGACUUGACUCUUCGUCUCAUCAUGACUCAGACCAAGAAUGGCAGGGAUAUCACCAAGAACAAAGUCGUAUCGAUUAUGCUCAUCAAAACCAGCAACAGCCCACAAAUUAUGCUCAUUAUUUUCAAAGGAGGGAAGGUGAGCAUGGUGGACAUGAGUGAUCGAAUUUCGCCUAAUAAUCAUCGUCUUGUCAUGUAAAUGAUUUGUAAAUUUCGCUGUGAUAUACUAUUUAUAAGCAAAUAAAAUAUUCAAAUUUGAAAGUGUA
This is a messenger RNA of Stegodyphus dumicola, 686 nucleotides long. Its product is annotated as cuticle protein 10.9-like. Gene Ontology annotation, molecular function: structural constituent of chitin-based larval cuticle. Gene Ontology annotation, cellular component: chitin-based extracellular matrix. Lineage: Eukaryota; Metazoa; Arthropoda; Arachnida; Araneae; Eresidae. The record is from RefSeq and is a predicted model, not a curated record.